AUGCAGCGACAAGGGACUGAACCCCCAAUUCCAGAUCAACCGGGGACUCCACCUCGUCCGCCUUAUUCUCCGGUGACGCCCGUGUUUGCUCACCUCGCGCCAGUCGCCUCCAACGAGCCACCAAUCGUGCCGCCAGCUGCAUCUCCCUCUCCAACAUCACACCUCCCUUCGCAGACAUAUGACAACUACUCAAACGUCCCGCCUCCUAUAACCAACCCUCCUGUCUUUAAACCCCGACCGUCCCCUGUCCCUAUCUCCGAGAGUGAGAAUCCAGAUGCCAUCGCGCUCCGUUCCGCCAUCUCGAUCCUGCAAAUGCAGAAGCAGCAGAGCUUGCGCGACAUCCAGGCUUUAGAUCGCAUGAAAGAGGCCGCCGCUGCUGAUCCUGAGGGGUUCGCGCAUGAGUUGGCAGCAGGUCGGUUGAAGACCAAGGACCGUGGUACUGUGAUCCAGUUCUCCGAGGACGAUGCGGGUGACGACGAGAAGAAUGAAGAAGGCUCAAAACGCACGAACCCAGAUGGCUUACAAACGUCGAAUUUUGGCCAUAUUCCCGUUCCGCAGAAUAUCGUCCGUAUGCCCCCAAUCAACUGGGCCAAAUAUCAGGUCGUUGGAGAACCGCUGGAUCGCUUGCACGAGGAGCAAUUACAUCGACCGAGCUCUGGGGAGCCCGGCCGAGGGCGUGCGCCAGAACAUGUGCUGGCGUCGCCGUAUCGGCCGUUGGUAGAUCAGUUGGACGGGCCCUCCAGACUCGGCCGUCCAGGCAAGGUGAAAAAGACUUAA
Messenger RNA from Penicillium digitatum Pd1, 777 nucleotides. RefSeq lists its product as uncharacterized. The record is from RefSeq and is a predicted model, not a curated record. Lineage: Eukaryota; Fungi; Ascomycota; Eurotiomycetes; Eurotiales; Aspergillaceae.